Cyphellophora europaea CBS 101466 is the source of this 741-nucleotide messenger RNA. RefSeq lists its product as uncharacterized. The coding region runs from base 1 to 741 and encodes 246 amino acids. The transcript is spliced from 2 exons. The record is from RefSeq and is a predicted model, not a curated record. NCBI's taxonomy places the organism in Eukaryota, Fungi, Ascomycota, Eurotiomycetes, Chaetothyriales, Cyphellophoraceae.
AUGGGUCGCCUCGACGGAAAAGUCGCCGUCGUAACUGGAGGUGGUGCAGGCUACGGACGAGGUACCGCGACCAAGCUCCGUGCAGAAGGCGCUCAGGUUAUCAUCGCGGAUCUCUCAGCGCCCAACGGUUCAGACGCGGCAAAGGAACUCGGGGCAGUGUUUGUGCACGCAGACGUGACCAAACGGGAGUCAUGGCAGACCAUCCUGGAUGCGGCCAUCAGCAACUACGGACGCGUCGAUGUCGUGGUCAAUAACGCAGGCGUGUGCUGUGUCAAGAAGCCGUCGGAGACCACGCCGGAGAGCGAGUAUGAUCUGAUGAUGACUGUCAAUGUCAAGAGCAUAUUUCACUCAGUUGGUGUGAUUGUGUCGCAUUGGCUCGAGAAGAAGCAGACGGGCGCGUUCGUCAAUAUUGCGUCAACCAGCGGUGUCAGGCCGAGACCAGAGCUGACGUGGUACGCUGCCUCCAAGGCGGCGGUGAUCAUGGCGACCAACACGCUGGCCGUUGAGUAUGGCGCCCGCGGCAUCCGGUUCAACAGUGUCUUACCUGUAGUUGGCCGGACAUCGAUGACCACAGAGAUGCUAUCUACCGCUGCUGGUCUAGAAUCCUUUACGCACAACAUUCCCAUGGGCCGCAUGUGCACCCCUGAGGACAUUGGCAAUGCAGUUACGUACUUGGCCAGCGACGAAGCAGCCUUCGUCACCGGCGUCAGUCUUCCUGUCGAUGGUGGACGAUGUGUAUAA